GUGGAGGUCGCCUACAAGUGCAGACCAUACGAGUUCCGGUCCAAGGUGGCGUGCGAGAGAGACGUGGUGCAGCUGCAAUGCAACCCCAACGCCAGGAUAGCCGUGUACUCAGCCUCGUACGGCCGCACCGAGUACGAGUCCAUCCAGUGCCCGCAGCCGCAGCGGGUGCCCGAGGAGAGUGAGUAUUGUGGCCAACCGAGGCCAGUUCCACAACCCAUUCAGACAGUUCGUUGCUAAUUUUCCAUCGCAGGU
This is a messenger RNA of Frankliniella occidentalis (western flower thrips), 252 nucleotides long. RefSeq names its product protein eva-1 homolog C-like. Lineage: Eukaryota; Metazoa; Arthropoda; Insecta; Thysanoptera; Thripidae. The transcript has 2 exons. The annotation marks the transcript as partial. The record is from RefSeq and is a predicted model, not a curated record.